Molecule: messenger RNA, 2329 nt
Organism: Trachemys scripta elegans
Lineage: Eukaryota; Metazoa; Chordata; Testudines; Emydidae
Gene: VGLL2
Product: vestigial like family member 2
Exons: 4
Coding region: 330-1289 (319 amino acids)
Biological process (GO): regulation of transcription by RNA polymerase II
Cellular component (GO): nucleus
Source: RefSeq, a predicted model, not a curated record
GCCCAGCAGCGAGCGAGGACCAGAGGGAGACCAAGAGGACCAGCCAGAGUCCCGCAGUCACCACGCGGGAGCUCGCCCUCCCAUUGGUCCCUGGCUCCCCUCCCCUCUCCUGACGCGGGGCGUGGGGUUUAAAUGCCUCCUGGCUGGAGCCCGCGGAGCCUGUUUGCCCCGAGCUCAUUUGCUGGAGUUUUAUUGCUGGAAAAGAGCGACAGCUCUGGGAGGGGAAGGGGGGGUCACCUCAUCCCCUCACUCACCCCGCCAAUGAUCAGUGACUCUAACCCCCAGGAGCCACCCAUGAAGCAUCACUUCACUUUGCAGAACAACAGUUGAUGAUCCAAAAAAUCAGUUCGCAGCUGCCUUUAGCCAUGAGCUGUUUGGAUGUUAUGUACCAAGUCUAUGGUCCUCCCCAGCCUUACUUUGCAGCAGCCUAUAGUCCUUAUCACCAGAAACUAGCCUUUUACUCGAAAAUGCAAGAAGCCCCCGAAAGCGCCAGCAGCGCCAGCACCAGCAGCGGCAGCAGCUCCUUCUCCAGCCAUGCCCCUGCCAGCAUCAAGGAGGAAGACUGCAGCCCCGAGAAGGAGCGCCCCCCCGAGGCCGAGUAUAUCAACUCCCGGUGCGUCUUGUUUACUUACUUCCAAGGGGACAUCAGCUCCGUGGUAGAUGAGCACUUCAGCCGGGCCUUGAGCCAGCCCAGCAGCUACUCGCCCAGCAGUGCCAGCGCCAAGACGUCACGGAGCACCAGCUCUUGGAGGGACGGCUCCUUCCCGAUGAGCCAGCGCAGCUUCCCCGCUUCGUUCUGGAACAGCGCGUACCAGCCCUCCUCCGUCCCGGCCUCCCUGAGCAGCAGCCUGGGCAGCCCCCUGGCCGCCGCCGCCCACAGCGAGCUGCCCUUCGCCGCGGCCGACCCCUACUCGCCGGCCGCGCUGCACGGCCACCUGCACCAGGGCGGGCCGGAGCCCUGGCACCACCCGCACCCCUACCUGGGCGCCCAGGGCUCCACCUACCCCCGCCCCGCCGCCAUGCACGAGGUCUACGGCGCCCACUUCGACCCCCGCUACAGCUCGCUGCUGGUGCCCGCCGCCUCGGUCCGCCCGCACCGCCUGCCGCCCGCCUCGGCGCCCGCGCCCGGCAGCCCCCAGUGCGAGCUGGGCAAGAGCGAGCCCGCCAGCGCGGCCUGGGCGGCGCCGGGCCCUUUCCCCAGCCCGGCGGGGGACAUGGCCCAGGGCCUGGGCCUCAAUGUGGACGCAGCUCGCCGUUAUUCCUUCUGUGGUGGAUCUCUCCUGAGCUGAUCUGCUGACUCAAAGACCCCCGAGUCCCCUUCCUCUCUUCCUUCAGACAAGCCCACCAUGGCUCAGCAUCUAUGCCAGGCAUUUCAAGGACAAGAACACGGGGAAGGCAAUGGGACUUCAUACUACUUGGCAUUUCAAAUACAAUACUUAAGACAUAUUGUGGAGGAUAAAAUUCCUUCUGUUGAAAGAGGAGAGCCAAAGACACUUUUAUUUAAACUAACUCCACACCCAGAACUGUGGUCAGACUGCUUAAAAAGAGUUAAAUUAUGUGGACAGUGAUGUGAAAUCACUGGCCUUCUUAAGGAAGGGGGAGGGAAAGUUGUUAGGUUUUUUUUGGUGGUGUUGUGAAUAUUUUUUAUGCAAUGAGAAUUAUUUCUUGAAAGCAGGUUGGGGAGAUACUCAGUGAUUUUGAACUGGAUUUGUACUUUACAUUAUAGAAAACUGAAAGGAAAGGAAAUUUUAACUCAUGAACACUUUUGGACUGUUAACAAAAUUGGACAGAUCUUUCGGCCUGGGGUUAUGAGUGGCAAGUGGCUAGCUUGGGCCACCUGCCCUGGGCUUACAGAAAUGCAGCUGUUCCAGGGACAACUGUUCAAACUCCAGAAACUUGACAACCAAGGUGGCACUUCUCAGAGUUUGGCACAACAAUUGCAUUGGAGAUAUAUAUAUAUAUAUAUAUAUAAUUUUUUUUACAAGGAAUGUUUUAUGAUGAAAGAAGAAACCCUUAAAAAAAUAAAACCUGACAGCCUUCAUGGGGAACAACUGGAGCACACCAGAAGGAAAGGCACAUUGUGGACAAUUGAUAUCCAUUGCCUCUAAUAUUUCUCUUUGUCUGUGUGUUGCUGUCAUUCUGUCACUUUAAUAGUAAUUUUUUGAGGGUGGGAAUAAGGGAUGUUUUUAAAUGUAGAAAAGCUAUAUUAAAGAUGUCUCCUUUCACUCAGCAUGUGUGUUUGUGAAGGAUUAAAGCUAAACAAGGGUGAUGUCACAAACGGGAAACUUUAGGGUAAAAUGGGGAAAAAACACCUGUAAUGUGGACAAAG